Molecule: messenger RNA, 1682 nt
Organism: Salvia hispanica
Lineage: Eukaryota; Viridiplantae; Streptophyta; Magnoliopsida; Lamiales; Lamiaceae
Product: protein MITOFERRINLIKE 1, chloroplastic
Source: RefSeq, a predicted model, not a curated record
AAUUUUUACCAAACACGCCCUAAACCCCAUCCCCAAUCCCCCAUCUUCCUAUCACCACCAACGUGCUUUGAAUAAACAAGCAAACGCUGUAAAUUUCCGAAAAAAAAUCAAACUUAAUUCUCAAUGGAAACUUCGACCGGCAAUGCUCUCCUCCUCCUCUCCCCAAAUCCACACACUCUCACCGAUUUCAAUUCAUCAUUUAACCAUCUCAACAUUCUCAUUUCCUCCUCACCUAUCUACUCGCACACCGGUCCCAAUCCAACCGCAGCCGCACGCAAGGUGUUUGCUAAAAUCCCCAAACCAAAAUUGACCUUCUCAUCCACCACACUUUCCAGCCAGGACCUCUCUCAAACACCACAAAAGCGUAAUUGGCUCAAGCCGGCCGCUAGAGGAUCGCCGGCGGCCCAAGCCCUGUUUAAGAAUCUCUCCACUCUUGAGCGGGCGGUCAUCGGCGCGGCUGCUGGUGGGAUUGCUGGUGCAUUUACUUAUGUGUGUCUUCAUCCCCUCGAUACGGUCAAAACCAGGCUGCAGACAAAGGGUGCAUCCGAAAUUUACAAAGGCGCAUUCGAUGUGAUUGUCAAGACUUUCCAGAGUAAGGGGAUUUUAGGAUUCUACAGUGGCGUUUCCGCGGUUAUUGUCGGAUCGACGUUCUCCUCUGCAGUUUAUUUCGGAACUUGUGAGUUUGGGAAGUCGUUUUUGUCGAGAAUUGGGAGCUAUCCGCCUCUGUUGAUCCCUCCAACAGCUGGGGCAAUGGGGAACAUUGUAUCGUCUGCGAUCAUGGUGCCGAAGGAAUUGAUCACGCAGAGGAUGCAGGCGGGCGCCAACGGGCGAUCAUGGGAGGUCUUGUUGAGGAUUUUGGAGAAAGAUGGAAUCUUGGGGCUGUAUGCUGGAUAUAGUGCCACAUUGCUUAGAAAUCUGCCUGCUGGUGUUUUGAGUUAUUCGUCGUUUGAGUAUCUGAAAGCUGCGGUCUUGAGGGAGACAAAGCAGGCGAAUUUGGAGCCGUAUCAGAGUGUUGGCUGUGGGGCUUUGGCCGGGGCAAUAUCCGCCUCUUUGACAACUCCUUUGGAUGUAGUGAAGACUAGGCUGAUGACACAGGGCCACGGGGAGGCUGUGAACAAGGUUUCUGCUGCCAUGUAUUCGGGAGUGAGGGAUACAGUCAAGCAGAUACUUAAGGAAGAAGGGUGGGUUGGAUUCACACGUGGGAUGGGGCCUCGAGUUUUCUAUAGUGCUUGCUUUUCUGCUAUAGGGUACUUUGCAUUUGAAACAGCUCGGCUUACAAUUUUGAAUGAGUAUAUAAGGAGAAAGGAGCUUGAAGUUGUUGUUGUUCCUGCUGAUGCAGUAGCUGAUCAAAGUGGCUGAGAUAUUGAGCGCAGUAAACCUAGCAAACUUGAUCAAAUUAGUUGAAAAUGAGGCUGCAUUGCUGCAGGUUAUCUCACCUUCUAAUGUAAUGGUGUUUGUUUAAGAAGGGUUCCAGUUAUUCAGCCUUUGAGUCACUUCAACUAGUUUUUGUACUUUAUAUUUCUUAUAUCUGUUGUCUAUUACUGGUGUAUAUCUGAAGCCUUGACAUUUUCAAUAACAGUCAUAGCAUAUUAGUACUGGAUUUUCUUCCCAAUACUGCCUUAUGGAUUUACCUAAUAUGUUAUGAUACAUAGGAAUGUUGUAUGGAAACUUUUGUUCUUUUA